GUUAGUUGCCUGCGCUGAACGGAUUUUCUUGCCUUCUCUGAAUUAGCGCUGCAUUAGCCCUCCCUCGUCGGAACUGCGCGAGUGUCACGCAGUAUAAGAUCUAGCACCAUGUCCAUCCUCAAGAUCUACGCUCGUGAGAUUUUUGACUCUCGUGGAAACCCCACAGUGGAAGUAGACCUUUACACAAAGAAAGGGUUCUUCAGAGCAGCGGUGCCCAGCGGUGCCUCCACUGGGAUCUAUGAAGCCCUGGAGCUCCGAGACAAUGAUAAGACCCGUUAUCUGGGCAAAGGGGUCAAAAGAGCCAUUACAUAUGUUAAUGAAUUCUUGGCACCAGCCCUUUGUAAUCAGAGCAUGUCUGUCCUAGAGCAGGAGAAGAUUGACAAACUAAUGCUGGACAUGGAUGGCACCGAAAAUAAAUCCAAGUUUGGUGCAAAUGCCAUCCUCGGUGUCUCCCUGGCGGUUUGCAAAGCUGGUGCAGCAGAGAAGGGCGUGCCCCUCUACCGCCACAUUGCUGACCUAGCUGGAAAUGCAGAAGUCAUUCUUCCAGUGCCUGCUUUCAAUGUCAUCAAUGGUGGCUCUCAUGCCGGCAACAAGUUGGCCAUGCAGGAGUUCAUGAUCCUGCCUGUUGGCGCUAGCAGCUUUAAAGAGGCUAUGCGCAUUGGUGCUGAAGUGUACCACAACUUGAAGAGCGUCAUCAAGGAGAAGUAUGGCAAGGAUGCUACCAAUGUAGGUGAUGAAGGUGGCUUUGCUCCCAACAUACUGGAAAACAAGGAAGCUCUGGAGCUCCUAAAGAACGCCAUUGCCAAAGCAGGCUACACAGACAAGAUUGUCAUUGGCAUGGAUGUGGCUGCCUCUGAGUUCUAUAGAGAUGGGAAGUAUGACCUGGACUUCAAGUCCCCUGAUGACCCCAAACGCUACAUCACCCCAGACCAGCUGGCUGAGAUCUACAAGAACUUUGUCAAGGACUACCCAGUGGUCUCCAUUGAGGACCCCUUUGACCAGGACGACUGGAAGGCAUGGGCUAGCUUCACUGGCAGCACUGACAUUCAGGUUGUGGGGGAUGACCUCACAGUGACAAAUCCCAAGCGCAUUGUCAAGGCUGUAGCCGAGAAGGCCUGCAAUUGCUUGCUGCUUAAGGUCAACCAGAUUGGCACUGUCACUGAGUCCUUGCAGGCCUGCAAGAUGGCCCAGUCCAACAGUUGGGGUGUGAUGGUCAGCCACCGCUCAGGAGAGACUGAGGAUACCUUCAUUGCUGACCUUGUUGUGGGACUCUGCACAGGCCAGAUCAAGACAGGAGCUCCUUGUCGCUCUGAGCGUCUGGCCAAGUAUAACCAACUUCUGAGGAUUGAAGAGGAGCUAGGAGACAAGGCCCACUUUGCAGGCAAGAAGUUCAGGAACCCCCUUGCCAACUGAGGAGGUUAUCCAACUUCUCCAUCCCUAUAGUCAAGCACUUGCAGAUGUAUACAAGCCAUGCUGGCAUCAAGUGACCUACAUUGGAGCAAGUCACUGCUAACUGCUUGAGUGGUGCCAAGAAACCAUGGAGAUCACCACACGCCCCUCACCUGCAGGCUCCACACCCUAAUACCCCUGGAUUUUAGAGCACAGAACUGGCAGUUGAGUUGUGUUUGUCCUAGUCUGCUGUCCAUUGUGAGCUGUGAUCCUGAAACAGUCAUCUGUGGGUCAUUGUUUUCCAUGAUGUUUGUUUAAUAAAUGGCUAAACAUAUAAUGCUGUCAGAGGAACUAGAAAGUUUGUGUCACCUUUAUGACAAGUGCUGCUGUAUGUGUGAAACAAUAAGAAAUAAAUAAUCAAAACUGA
Messenger RNA from Scleropages formosus (Asian bonytongue), 1816 nucleotides. It is a transcript of the gene eno1a, whose product is annotated as enolase 1a, (alpha). Gene Ontology annotation, molecular function: phosphopyruvate hydratase activity; magnesium ion binding. The transcript is spliced from 11 exons. Lineage: Eukaryota; Metazoa; Chordata; Actinopteri; Osteoglossiformes; Osteoglossidae. Bases 109 to 1413 code for a protein of 434 amino acids. The record is from RefSeq and is a predicted model, not a curated record. Gene Ontology annotation, cellular component: phosphopyruvate hydratase complex. Gene Ontology annotation, biological process: glycolytic process.